GGGGGCUACCUUCAUACUACCAGCGAAGAAGAAGAAGAACCAUGGCGCCAGUCAGUUCUACGAGCACCGAGACCGAUCAGGUAUUGGUAGAAGAGAAGUCAUUUGCAAGAAUGUUCACACUAAACAGGCCUAAGCAACUGAAUGCCCUUUCAUUUCAAAUGAUAUCUCGGCUGCGUGAUCUUUUCUUUGCCUGUGAACAGGAGUGUAGUAUCAAGCUAAUAAUUUUAAAGGCAAAAGGAAGAGCUUUCUGUGCUGGUGGUGAUGUUGCAGCUGUGGUUCGCGAUAUCAGUCAAGGUAAUUGGAGACUAGGUGCAAAUUAUUUCGGGAAAGAAUUCAGCUUGAACUAUUUGAUGGCUACUUACAGUAAACCCCAGGUUUCAAUACUUAAUGGAAUUGUCAUGGGAGGUGGAGCAGGUGCUUCGAUACAUGGUAGAUUCCGAGUUGCAACAGAGAAUUCUGUUUUUGCAAUGCCAGAAACUGCUUUGGGACUCUUUCCAGAUGUAGGUGCCUCUUAUUUUUUAUCAAGACUCCCCGGAUUUUUUGGAGAAUAUCUUGGUCUCACAGGUUCAAGGUUGGAUGGUGCCGAAAUGCUUGCAUGCGGUCUUGCAACUCACUUCGUUCCAUCAGAGAGAUUGUCAUCGUUAGAAGAAGCACUACUUAAAGUAGAUUCAAGUGAUCCAGCUGUCAUUUCUGCCACUAUCAAUGAAUUCUCACAGGUGCCUAAUUUGAAAGAAAAGAGUGUCUAUCGUUGGUUGGAUAUCAUUGACAGGUGUUUCUCGCGAAGAACUUGCGAAGAGAUUAUAUUGGCCUUGGAGAGGGAGGCUUUAAUUAACUCGGAUGAUUGGAUCUCUUCAACAAUUCAGUCAUUAAAGAAAGCAUCUCCAACAAGUCUUAAAAUUUCUCUUCGAUCGAUCAGAGAAGGGAGGCUGCAAGGUGUAGGCCAAUGUCUUGUCCGUGAGUACAGAAUGGUUUGUCAUAUCUUGCGGGGAGAAGUUAGCAAGGAUUUUUCUGAGGGUUGCAGGGCUAUUCUGUUGGACAAGGAUAAAAACCCAAAGUGGGAACCAUCUAAACUGGAGCUAAUCAGUGACAAUAUGGUUGAUCGUUACUUCUCUAAGGUGGAUGAUGAAGAUUGGGAAGAUUUAAAACUCCCUGCCAGACCAAACUUGCCUGCACAUGCCAUUUCCAAGCUCUAAAUAUCAAUUAAAAUAGGUUUGUGAUUUUCGGUAUAGUUCUCACGUAACCCUGGCAGGCAACCCAGUCUGGAAUGCCCGAUGUCGUCUUGUGAGGUCGUUUACUUCAGAAGAUUAUCAAAAUGGCAAGAUCGACAUAUUUUCAUAUGAUACUGGUACAAGUAUAAGAUAAAUGGAAAUUUGUAAAAUAAUUGGGUAACAGUGCAAGUUAUAGCUGCACAAGUAGGAAUAAUGGUACCUGAGAUAAUAUUGUUUCCAUGAAGUAGAGAUCUAGAAACAGGUUUGCUGAUAGAAUGCAUGCUUACUCGGUGUAGAUUAUGUGGUACCCGAGGACAUUUUUCAUUGUACCAUUGAUUCACAUUUCCAUUGCGAUUUACUCUUUGCAACUACUGGAAAUGCAGAAAUAAAUUGGUGUUCUUGUGGAAUUGUAGUUUGAUUUGAAUCACGAUUUAGGUUGAAAUUCUAUUGCUGAAAAUGUGAAUUUACAGAAUGAAAAUGG
Messenger RNA from Ilex paraguariensis (yerba mate), 1689 nucleotides. The record is from the annotation of a GenBank genome assembly. NCBI's taxonomy places the organism in Eukaryota, Viridiplantae, Streptophyta, Magnoliopsida, Aquifoliales, Aquifoliaceae.